Messenger RNA from Aspergillus steynii IBT 23096, 2176 nucleotides. Its product is annotated as gamma-glutamyltransferase family protein. Bases 304 to 2118 code for a protein of 604 amino acids. NCBI's taxonomy places the organism in Eukaryota, Fungi, Ascomycota, Eurotiomycetes, Eurotiales, Aspergillaceae. The record is from RefSeq and is a predicted model, not a curated record. The transcript is spliced from 2 exons.
GGGCCAUUAGCCUCCCCUGCUAUCCACUUCCUUCGAAAUCAAUCGGAUUCCGUCCAAUUGGAAGACCAGAUGAGAUAGUCACUUCAUAGAUAUCUACUGCCUUUGGCCCCUUCUCCAACUCGAAUUCCCGAGGUCAUACGCAUGGGCGGGGCACGGAGUAUGGGACUUUCUCUUAUCUUGGCCCAAACUAGUUCUCUUCUCCCCUCCUGAGUCUUCUAUUAAAGCCGAAUUUCCCCGUUUACGAGAGAGCAAGGCAAUCGCAUCUACCCUACGCCCACUGCGCGCGCGACAGAAUCAGCCACAAUGCCUCUCAAUUCAAAGGCGGUCUACUCUCGCAUAAACCCUGACCUCACUCCAUUUUCGAGCCGAAGGAGUACUGUACACAGCACAAAUGGAAUUGUCACUUCGACUCAGCCCUUGGCUGCCGCGGCGGGCCAACGGAUCCUCAAGGCCGGAGGAAAUGCGGCCGAUGCCGCUGUAGCCGUGGCUGCCACUCUAAACCUCACCGAACCUAGCUCCACGGGGAUUGGAGGAGACAUGUUCUGCCUUUUCUACGAUGCCAAGACGAAGAAAGUACACUCUUUGAACGGUUCAGGAAGAUACGCAGCCAACGCCACGCUCGAGAAGGUCAGAAAGGACUUGAACCUAGGACCGGACGACGUGGGUAAACUUCCCUUCAGAAAAGCGGUUGCGGUAACUACACCGGGGGCGGCUGCUGGAUGGGUUGAUACAGUCGAGAAAUUUGGCAGCGGCAACCUAUCGCUAGAGCAAAUCCUGCUUCCAGCCAUUGAACUUGGAGAAGAAGGAUUUCCCGUGUCGGAGCUAUCGUCUUAUUACUGGCAUGAACAGGAAUACCUACUCCGCCAAGCGUCUCCAAAUUCGCAUGAGAUGCUCAAGGCUGAUGCGAACGCCAAGAACGGAUGCAGAGCCCCCCUGCCCGGCGAGAUCAUGAAAAACUCUGCGUUGGCCAAAACUUUCCGAACGCUUGCAGCCGAAGGGAAAAAGGGAUUCUAUGAAGGACGAGUUGCGGAAGAGUUGAUCAAGGUUGUUCAGGACCUUGGGGGCUACUUGACGCUGGAAGACCUCAAGUAUCAUGCCGAGACAGGAAGCCAGGAGACCGAAGCUAUUUCCCUCAAGUUCACCGGGCAGGGGAUUGUUGAGAAGCAAUCCAAUGGUACAGAUGAUGAGGUGAAUCAGGGAGUAGAGAUUUGGGAGCAUCCGCCAAACGGGCAGGGCAUCGUCGCACUCAUGGCAUUGGGCAUACUUGAAGAACUCGAGCGAACGGGCAAGAUCCCUACAUUCUCGGAAGAUCAACACAACUCAGCCGAGUAUCUCCACGCUAUCAUUGAAAGCCUUCGCAUUGCAUUUGCCGACGCCUCGUGGUGGGUAACCGAUCCUGACGUCGAGAAGGUCCCAAGCCAAGAACUCCUCUCACAAGCCUAUCUGGCCGAACGGGCAAAGCUGUUCAACGCUGACAAGGCCUCUGACAUUCUUGACCACGGCAGCCCGGCCCACAACCACUGCGACACGGUCUACUUUGCAGUCACCGACAAAGAGGGCAACGGCAUCUCGUUCAUCAACAGCAACUACGCCGGGUUCGGAACCGGUAUCAUCCCCAAGGGCUGUGGAUUCACAUUGCAGAACCGAGGCGCCAACUUCUCUCUGAGUCCCGACCACCCCAAUGCUCUGGCUCCCCGAAAGCGCCCCUACCACACCAUCAUCCCUGCAAUGAUCACCAACGUCUCCGACGGCUCUCUCCAUUCGGUGUAUGGCGUUAUGGGUGGAUUCAUGCAGCCCCAAGGCCACGUCCAGGUUCUGCUCAACAUGCUCGCUUUCAACUACAACCCUCAAGCUGCAAUGGAUGCUCCUCGAAUUUGCAUUGCCGCUGCGCCGCCUGAGCUUCCGCAGGACCGCACCGUCUACGUCGAGGAAGGGAUCAGUGACGAGGCCGUCGUAGGCCUACAGCAGCUCGGCCAUAAAGUGGAAGUUCUCAAGGGAUGGGAAAGAGGCAUGUUCGGUCGUGGGCAGAUUAUCCGAUGCCAUUAUGAUGAGGGAAGACUUGUAUACAGCGCCGGGAGCGAUCUCCGCGGCGAUGGAAUGGCUAUUCCUGUCAUAUAAUCCCCUUGUCUCUUCUACCAGUUUACAUGAUUACAAUGACUACCUUGCUUGUAUAUAC